Molecule: messenger RNA, 7223 nt
Organism: Ctenopharyngodon idella (grass carp)
Lineage: Eukaryota; Metazoa; Chordata; Actinopteri; Cypriniformes; Xenocyprididae
Product: NACHT, LRR and PYD domains-containing protein 12-like
Exons: 17
Coding region: 66-4667 (1533 amino acids)
Molecular function (GO): protein binding
Source: RefSeq, a predicted model, not a curated record
UGUCUGAUAAGACGCCAUUUAAGACUGCUGUAAACCAAAGCUUACAAGCUCAAGAUUAUUGGAGAAUGAGUGGCUAUGAGGAGAGAGAGGAGGAGAAUGUUGUUCACUACCAGAACCAGAGAGCAGCAUCUCCAGAGCCCAGCCUUGUGUCUAUGAAGAGUGAUGUAUCCAUGGAUGCACCCCCAAUCUUAAGUGAUAAAACAGCGACCUUUAACCCCAGGAGAAUGAGUGGCUAUGAGGAGAGAGAGGAGGAUGUUGUUCACUACCAGAACCAGAGAGCAGCAUCUCCAGAGCCCAGCCUUGUGUCUAUGAAGAGUGAUGUAUCCAUGGAUGCACCCCCAAUCUUAAGUGAUAAAACAGCGACCUUUAACCCCAGGAGAAUGAGUGGCUGUGAGGAGAAAGAGAAGGAGGAUGUUCACUAUAAGAACCAGAGAGCAGCAUCUCCAGAGCCCAGCUUUGUGUCUAUGAGGAGUGAAGGAUCCAUUCGAGCACCCCUAAACUUCAGGGAUAAAACAGAGAACUUUAACCCCAGGAGAAUGAGUGGCUGUGAGGAGAAAGAGAAGGAGGAGGAGGAGGUUGUUCACUACCAGAACCAGAGAGCAGCAUCUCCAGAGCCCAGCCUUAUAUCUAUGAAGAGUGAAGGAUCCAUUCGAGCACCCCUAAACUUCAGUGGUAAAACAGCGACCUUUAACCCCAGGAGAAUGAGUGGCUGUGAGGAGAAAGAGGAGGAGGAUGUUCACUAUAAGAACCAGAGAGCAGCAUCUCCAGAGACCAGCUUUGUGUCUAUGAGGAGUGAAGGAUCCAUUCGAGCACCCCUAAACUUCAGGGAUAAAACAGAGAACUUUAACCCCAGGAGAAUGAGUGGCUAUGAGGAGAGAGAGGAGGAGAAUGUUGUUCACUACCAGAACCAGAGAGCAGCAUCUCCAGAGCCCAGUCUGAUGUCUAUGAAGAGUGAAGGAUCCAUUCGAGCACCCUUAAACUUCAGUGGUAAAACAGAGAACUUUAACCCCAGGAGAAUGAGUGGCUGUGAGGAGAAAGAGAAGGAGGAUGUUCACUAUAAGAACCAGAGAGCAGCAUCUCCAGAGCCCAGCUUUGUGUCUAUGAGGAGUGAAGGAUCCAUUCGAGCACCCCUAAACUUCAGGGAUAAAACAGAGAACUUUAACCCCAGGAGAAUGAGUGGCUAUGAGGAGAGAGAGGAGGAGAAUGUUGUUCACUACCAGAACCAGAGAGCAGCAUCUCCAGAGCCCAGCCUGAUGUCUAUGAAGAGUGAAGGAUCCAUUCGAGCACCCUUAAACUUCAGUGGUAAAACAGAGAACUUUAACCCCAGGAGAAUGAGUGGCUGUGAGGAGAGAGAGGAGGAGGAUGUUCACUAUAAGAACCAGAGAGCAGCAUCUCCAGAGCCCAGCUUUGUGUCUAUGAGGAGUGAAGGAUCCAUUCGAGCACCCCUAAACUUCAGGGAUAAAACAGAGAACUUUAACCCCAGUGUGAAUAGAGAUGAUCAGCCUGGAGACCUGCAGCAGAAUUAUCACCAAUCAGUAAAUAAUAAACUAGACAAAGUCAAAGAUCUACACAAAACCAGCAUGAAGAACAAGUAUGAGAGCUUAUUUGAGGGAAUCAAACUCCAAGAGAAUCAAACCCUCCUGAACAGCAUCUAUACACAGCUCUACAUCAUAGAGGGAGAGAGAGAAGGAGUGAAUGAAGAACAUGAGGUUUUACAAAUGGAGAAAGCACCCAGAAUAAAGAAUUCACAUAACACUCAAAUCUACUGCAAUGAUAUAUUUAACUCCUUACCUGAGCCAGGAUGUGAUGAGAAAGACAAAAUAAAGGUUGUUCUCACUAAAGGCAUCGCUGGAAUUGGAAAAACCGUCUCUGUGCAGAAGUUUGUUUUGGACUGGGCCAAGGGAAAAGCAAAUCAGGAUGUAGAUUUCAUGUUUGUGCUUCCAUUUCGAGAUCUCAACUUGAUUCGAGAUGAUCAGUACAGUCUUCACAGACUUCUGCUGGACUUUCAUCCUGAACUUAAAGAUCUGGACUCAAAGAUUUACGAGGAGUCUAAAGUUGUGUUCAUCUUUGAUGGUCUGGAUGAAAGCAGAAUGACACUGAUGUUUAAAGACAGUGAGAAAGUUUCUGAUGUGACUGAGACUUCAUCAGUGAGUGUGUUGAUGUCAAACCUCAUGAAAGGAGAGCUGCUUCCCUCUGCAUUCAUAUGGAUCACCACCAGACCAGCAGCAGCCAGUCAGAUUCCCUACAAAUACAUCAACCGUCUGACAGAAAUUCAGGGAUUCAGUGAGCCUCAGAAGGAGGAAUAUUUCAAGAAGAGAAUCAGUGAUGAGCAUCAAGCCAGCAGAAUCAUCUCACACAUCAGAAGAGCAAGAAGCCUCCACAUCAUGUGCCACAUUCCCGUCUUCUGCUGGAUCUCAGCCACUGUGCUUCAAAAGCUCUUGAAAGAAGAUCUGAGUGCAGAAAUCCCUCAAACUCUGACUGAAAUGUACAUCCACUUCCUCCUGAUUCAGAUUAACAAGAAGAAUCAGAAGUAUGAUGAGAGAGAUCCAGAGAAACUCCUGCAGUCCAACAGAGAAGUGAUUGUAAAACUUGCUGUAGUGGCUUUCAAACAGCUGAUAAAGGGCAAUGUCAUGUUCUAUGAGGAAGACCUGAGAGAGAGUGGCAUAGACAUCUCUGAUGCCUCAGUGUAUUCUGGGAUUUGCACUGAGAUCUUUAAGGAGGAAUCUGUGAUUCAUCAGAGGAAAGUCUACUGCUUCAUACAUCUGAGUAUUCAGGAGUUUCUCGCUGCAUUCUAUGUGUUUUACUGCCAUCUGACAAAGAACAUGGAGCCAUUGCAGUUGUUUCUGAAUGAUAAACAUGAGAAGUACAGCUCUACGAAAAACAUGUCUGCACUACUAUCAUCAGCAGUCGAUAAAACCCUUCAGACUGAAAAUGGACACCUGGAUCUUUUUCUGCGGUUUCUGCUGGGUGUCUCACUGGAGUCCAAUCAGAAACUCUUAAAGGAUCUACUGACACACACAGAGACUAACUCAGAGAGCAUUAGAGAAACCACACUGUACAUUAAAAAUGCAAUCAAAGAAAGUCACGGUAUCUCGGCUGACAGAUCCAUCAGUCUGUUUCUCUGUCUGCUGGAAGUGAAGGAUCAGACUCUGUACAGGGAGAUUCAGGAAAUUGUGAAAUCAGACAAACACUCAGAUAUACUCACUCCUGCUCACUGCUCAGCAAUAGGCUACAUGCUUCAGAUGUCAGAAGAGGUGCUGGAUGAGUUUGACCUCAUGAAAUACAACGCAUCAUAUGAGAAUAGAUGGAGACUGAUACCAGCUGUGAUGAACUGCAGAAAAGCUCUACUUGGUGGAUGUGGUCUCUCUGAUCGGUGCUGUGAAAGUUUGUCUUCAGCUCUACAAUCAUCAAAUACAUAUUUGAGAGAGCUGAACCUGAGUAGCAAUGACAUCCGAGAUUCAGGAGUGAAGCUGCUCUCGGACGGACUGACGAGUUCACACUGUCAACUGAACAUACUGAGACUGGCAGGUUGUCAAUUGACUAGUCAGUGCUGUGAAAGUUUGUCUUUAGCUCUACAAUCAUCAAACUCCCCUCUGAUAGAGUUGGACCUGAGUAACAAUGACCUGCGGGAUUCCGGAGUGAAGCUCCUCUCUACUGGGCUGAUGAGUUCAUACUGUCAACUGUACAUACUGAGAUUGGCCAACUGUAAUCUCACUGGUCAGUGUUGUGAAAGUUUGUCUUCAGUUCUACAAUUAUUACACUCUCCUCUGAGAGAGCUGGAUCUGAGUAACAAUUCCCUGAUGGAUUCAGGAGUGAAGCUGCUGUCUUUUGGACUAAAGAGUUCACACUGUCACCUGAACAUACUCAGAUUAUCUGGAUGUAUGGUGACAGAGGAAGGAUGUGGUUAUGUGUCUUCAGCUUUGAGUUCAAACCCCUCACACCUGAGAGAGCUGGAUCUAAGCUACAAUCACCCAGGGAAUUUGGGAAUCAAGCUGCUUUCUGAUACAAUGAACAAUCCAAACUGUACAUUAGGCAAACUCAAUGUGGAUCAUGGAGGAGAAUUCAGGAUUACAGCAGGACUACACAAAUAUGCCUGUAAUCUCACACUGGAUCCAAACACAGUAAGCACUGAACUUACUCUUUCUAAUGAGAACAGAAAGGUGACAUAUUUGGAAGAAAAACAGUCAUAUCCUGAUCAUCCAGAGAGAUUUGAUGAGUGUCCUCAGGUUCUGUGUAGAGAGACUCUGUCUGGACGCCAUUAUUGGGAGGCUGAAUGGAGAGGAGAUUUUGAUGUAUCAGUGACAUAUAAAGGAAUCAACAGGAAAGGAUGGAGUGAUGACUGUCAGUUUGGACUCAAUGAAAACUCCUGGAGUCUGAACUGCUCUGAUAACAUUGUCACUGUCUGGCACAAUAAGAAGUCAACUGACAUACAUGUCCCUUUAGGCUCCUUUAAAAGAGUUGGAGUGUAUGUGGAUGUGUCAGCCGGUACGCUGUCCUUCUACAGUGUCUCUGACACACACACACUCACACACUUACACACAUUCACCUCCACAUUUACGGAGUCUCUCUAUGCUGGAUUUUGGGUUCAUUUCAGUUUCAACUGCUCAGUGUCUUUGUGCAAGUUUGAAAAGCUUGUGAGCCAAAACAAAGAUGUCACACAUAAAUGAAUCAAAUACUCUUACUUUAUAAAUCUUUAUUACAUGGCCCUGUGGAAUACUUGAUUCUGAUUGGUCAAUGGCGCCAUCCAGCAGUAUGUAAUUCCCUGAUAACAACCGCUAAAAACAGAUUACUCAGGCUCAUCCGGGUAAAAGUCUGCAGUGCUAUACACUUUCUAGGAACGUUUUUUCCUCAUGGAAGUUUGGCUGCUGCCAUUUUGCGACUAUUGUGUUGUUCACUGUAAUGGAUUAUAAGAUAACAAACAGGUAUGAUUUUAAAUCAGUUCAAUCUCAGAUCAAUAUUGUAUACCGUAUCUCUUAAAUGGUUUAUUCUGCAAUAACAACUUACUGGUAACACACAUAUGAUGGGUUACUGUGUUUUAUGGGGACUUUCCAUAGACAAUGAUUUUUCUAUUGUUCAAACUGUAUAUAUUAUAUACCUUAAACCAUUGGUUCCCAAACUUUUUAGUGUAGUACCCCCUGAGGCAUUUAACAUCUUUCUUCCACCUUUUCCAUAAGGGACAAUAUUUGCCCCUGUAAAUUGAUUUCCCAGUGCAUUUUUACCUUUAUAAAUACCUUUAUAGAAUAAAUUGUUUUAAAUAAUAAUUUAAACAAUUUUAAAUAGAGAAAUACGCAAUAGUGAUAAAAACGAAGUGAUACUUUUAAAUAUUAAACGCAAACUGCCAGUAGGUGGCGGUAAGUCACUGUCUUAAUAAGUGAGUCAUCGAGUCAUUCAUUCAUACAUUCAGUAAUGAAGCAAGUGGCUGUGUUUAUGAAUGGGUCAUUGAAUCAGUGACUCUCACGAUUUGUUCAAAGCCGCAGAUUUGUUCACAAAACACCACUGUGUGUUGCUUUGAUCUUAAAGGGACUUUGUUGGAGACGCACCACAGUUCUGCUGUGGCAUUCAUUUGAAGUAAUAUUUCAUUGCAAAAUACAGCAAAUAAUACUGACAGGACUGUGUUUAAAAUGUACAUCACUUAUUACCCUUCUGUUUGUUGAACUGUUGUAAAAAAUCAAUUGUCACAUUUGCAAUCGUGUAGAUAUUUCGGAAAAAAUGCAUUAGGCUAUUGCUUGUAUAAUAUAUUAUCAACAUUAAAAACAAGAACUCACACAGGAUAUGUUUUGUAUCGAAGAGAGUUUGAGUUACAUCCCCACUUUUACAUUGUCGAAAACGGCAGUAAUUUAGCACGAUCUGCUAAGGCAGCAGACUCUGCACGCAACCUAUCAUAUACAAGCUGCUUGUGUGGGUGCAGUCAGUUUUGACCGCAAAAGAUGAGGUAGAUUUGAUUAGAUGGUAUGUAUUUACGGCAUUUUUCCUGCUAGAAAUACAUGCUCGGUUUUAAUGUUAUUUUAAGGAAGCGUACAAUGAUAUGAACGGAAAAACUAAGCAUUUUGUUCGCGUACCCCAGUUUGGGAACCACUGCCUUAAACACAAUCUUCAGACAACUUUUAUUUUUAAUGUAUUUAAAAGGGAAAAAAACAAAACAAAAAAAAAAAAUUAGAAAGAUUUACUAGCUGUUUUUCUCAUGGGGACCAAAUAUAUAAUUCCACAUGCACACUGGCUUCAAUUGUACAUGUAUCUAGAUUUUGUAACAGUUGUAUCUAAUUUGUAACUAUUCAAUGUAAUAUCCUGAAGCAGUGCUCUUAAAGGGUUAGUUCACCCAAAAAUAAAAUUUCUGUCAUUAAGUACUCACCCUCAUGUCGCCCCACACCCGUAAGGAACACAAUUUAAGAUAUUUUUGAUGAAAUCCAAGGGUUUCUGAACCACCUUUUGAGGUCCAGAAAGUUAUUAAAAACAUUGUUAAAAUAGUUCAUGUGACUACAGUGGUUCAACCUUAAUGUUAUGAAGCGACAAGAAUACUUUGUGUGUCAAAACAAAACAUGACUUUAUUUAACAAAUUUGUCUCUCCCCUGUUAUUCUCCUAUGCUAUUUUUGUUGCAGCGCUUCCAGGUUCUAUGACAAAAUGCUGAUUCAGUAUUGGCCAACGCUGUACAUGUGAGCAGCACAACGCAUGAUGCUGAUGCAGGAGCUGGCCAAAUAAUGAGUCGGAUUUCUGACAUAGAACACGGAAGCAGAAAUUUAAUUUUUUGGGUGAACUAACCCUUUAACAGCAUAAUAUUAUCUGUAAAUAUGACAAUUUUAAAGUACUGUCAAAUGAAUAUUAAAGUAUUUGUUAAACUAAGAAAAAUCAUGUCACAUUCUCUUUUAGUUCAAUACUGUUUUUUUUUUGUUUUUUUUACCAUUGUUACAUAUGUGACAUAUUUGGGCAAUUUCACUCUGCACAAGAAUUGCCCUGAGUGUUCUCAUUGACUUCCAUAAAAAGUUUUUUUUUUUUUUUUGUGUGCAAUAUUUGGGUUCUGGGAGGGCUAGCACUAACAUGCUUUUGUCAUAAUACAUAAUCUUAACUUGUGGUAGUAACAAACAUACCUCUGUUAAUAAUCUUUAAGCUGAAGUAACUGACAUCCAAUAAUAUUUAAAAACAAUUUUGAAUUUGAACAAGAAAAAAUUAACUGUACUGCACUAAAAUAAGUGAAAUCACUUUGACAAUGUCUAUUUCUUUAGAAUAA